AUGGCCGCUACAGGCAAGAAGACCAAAAAGCAAAAAUGGGUCAAAGCAAAUAUCACAGACAUUAUUGCAGAGCCCACCACAAUCGCUACUGCAAACACCUGGGCCGAUCCAGAUGAAGAAACUAGUUAUGGGCACUCGGGAUCCCGGACCACUCGCCCGGUGGUGUUGCCGUCCGCGUCCCGAGCCGCGCGUGGAGGUCUCUCUGUGGACGACGAGAGCAUCCCCAAACGUCCACCAUACAUCGCACAUAUAUCCAACCUUCCAUAUGAUGUUGAUGACAGUGCUAUAUCUGACCUGUUUGAGGGCCUUAAGAUAUCCAACCUGAGACUUCCAAGGGAAGGAGACCGACUCAAAGGAUUUGGUUAUGUAGACUUUGAAGACAGGGAGAGUCUUGUCAGUGCUAUGAACAUUCCUGACCUUACAAUAGGAGGAAGGAGAAUCAGAAUAGAGGUGUACACGAAAGAAAAUGAUCGUCGCGGAAUGGGACGCAGUGGCAUGGGCCGCUCGGAUAGAGACAGGGACUACGACCCAGAGCGUACAAUGGGUGACUGGAGAUCAGGUCCUCGGGCAGCGCCUGAGACUAAUCGCGCUAGACCUCCUGCCGAAAACAGGGACCGAGACAGAGAUCGCGACAGGGACCGUGAACGUGAUUCAAGCGUGGACAACAAGCCAGGUGCUUGGCGUGACGCAGAAAGACCCGCCGAGCCGCCACGCGCGCCCUACGGCGGACGAGAUUCGUACGGCCGUGAAAGAUAUGGGGAUAGGGAACGAGGUUUCGGGCGUGAGGAAGGCGGUCGCGAAAGGAGCGGAUACGGAGGCAGAGAUGGAUUCAGAGCUGCCGAGAGGGAUGGUGGAUUUAGUCGUGAUAGCAGAGGAUUCGGUAGCAGAGGCUUUGGUGACCGUGACAGGGAUCCCCCUAGAGAAGAUUCCAAGCCCCGUGAACGUCCCAAACUAAACCUGCUCCCACGUUCAGUGCCUCGUGACCCUGAAGUUCCAACGAAACCUGCAGAUGGAGCUCAAAUUGAAGAAAAGUCGGGGCCACCUAAACCUGUGGCCGCUGAGAAAGUCUUUGGUGGGGCCAAACCCGUCGAUACAGCUGCUAAGGAGCGCGAAAUAGAGGAGCGCUUACGGAAGCAGGAAGAAGAAGCUCGUCGCGGUACUGAUGAAAAGGAGCGUUGGGGACGAAGGAAUGAUCAAUCUGGCGAUAGACGCCCUGGUGCAAGACGUGAUGACCGCAGAGAGAACCGUAGUUACAACAGAGGUCGCGAGGUUUCAAAAGAGAAAGAGUCGCGCGACUCUCGGCCGCGAGAUAACCGCGACUCGGAGAAGGACAGGGAGGAUGGAGGCGACCGCUCCCGGGAGAGGGCCGAUCACGACUACAAAAAUGGCGAAGAGGUAGACAAUCAAGAACGUCGCGAGCCUUCGGGCGAGAGAGAUGAAUCCCGGGAAAAGAACGGACGUACCUCUCGCUCCAGGGACCGACGGGAACCCGAAGAGAAACCACUGCCCAAAAUGAAGGAACAGGAGAAACCGAACUUCAUUGCAUCUAACAAAUUUAGUUUCCUAGAAGACGCGGACGACGCCGGGUCCGAUUAA
Molecule: messenger RNA, 1596 nt
Organism: Pieris macdunnoughi
Lineage: Eukaryota; Metazoa; Arthropoda; Insecta; Lepidoptera; Pieridae
Source: the annotation of a GenBank genome assembly